Daldinia decipiens is the source of this 1037-nucleotide messenger RNA. Its product is annotated as glutathione S-transferase. Lineage: Eukaryota; Fungi; Ascomycota; Sordariomycetes; Xylariales; Hypoxylaceae. The coding region runs from base 242 to 976 and encodes 244 amino acids. The record is from RefSeq and is a predicted model, not a curated record. The transcript is spliced from 2 exons.
UAGUUACCGAUGUUUAAUUCACAAUAUGGUCGCACUCUGUCGUCAUGCCGUUGAUUCCUCAUCACCCCCUCACUAAUACCUUGGGUACAUAAGGCUGACCUACCUCAUAUAACUACCUCUCAAGAUACCCGUCUAUAUUCGAUCCUCUCGACAAUAUACGCUUUAAAAUCAUACACUACUCGCCAACAUCAGGGAUUUAUAUAUACCUAUAUAUACAUUUAACGAUUCGGAUAUUUUGACCAUGGCCGACAAGCUUUAUAUUUCCGAAACCCCUGAAGAUGUUAAAAACGCUAAAGGCCUCCACCUGAUCACGCAGAAUACCCCAAACGGGCAAGCCGUGCAGAUCCUCCUAGAGGAACUUGCCGAGACAUAUGGCACAUCGUGGACGACUACACUGAUUGAUAUCUCGACCAAUGAGCAGAAGAAGGAAUGGUUCCUGCGAUUGAAUCCUAACGGGCGCAUUCCGGUGUUGGUUGAUAACAACCAAAGCCCCCCUUUCACUGUCCAUGAGACGUCAGCUCAAUUGUGGUAUUUAUUGCAAUCUACAGACAAGGACAACAAGUUCGGCUUCGCAGAUGGCCUUGAGAGUAAUGAAGCGCUGCAGUGGACCUUCUUCUGGCAUGGAUCCGGAGCCCCUUAUCAAGGCCAGGUCGCCCACUUCACCCGGGUUGCUCCUGAGAAGAUUGAAUAUGCUAUCAAUCGCUUCAGGAACGAGACGCUGAGAGUUUUUGGGGUGCUUGAGAUUAGACUCUCCGGAAAGUACACCGGUGAGCCAAGGGAAUACCUAGCUGGCAAAGGGAAAGGGAAAUAUUCCGUGGCAGACAUUAAGACCUGGCCUUGGGUCAAAGGGUGGGAAAAGAGCGGUUUCACCAAGCAGGAGUUUGAGAAAUUCCCGUAUUUAUUACAGUGGAUUGACCGCAUUGCCCAGCGCUCUGCCGUGCAGAAGGGAAUCGGAGCCAAGUACAUCAAGUCUUAACUUAUAUCGGAAUUUAUUCCAAAGUUGAAUAGGUAGUAAUUACAUCAACCGUUUUCCAAAA